This is a messenger RNA of Huiozyma naganishii CBS 8797, 2565 nucleotides long. It is a transcript of the gene CBF2, whose product is annotated as Cbf2p. Lineage: Eukaryota; Fungi; Ascomycota; Saccharomycetes; Saccharomycetales; Saccharomycetaceae. The record is from RefSeq and is a predicted model, not a curated record. The coding region runs from base 1 to 2565 and encodes 854 amino acids. Gene Ontology annotation, molecular function: DNA binding. The transcript has a single exon.
AUGGACGUGGAAGAACAACAGCAGAAAUUGAAACUGUUAGAAGGGUCCGUAUCGCCUAGGGCACGGUACCUGUUCAGGAAUUACUUCUUGCAGUAUGUGAAGUGGUGUCAGAAACAUGGUCUGUUACAGGAUGAGGAUCUGGACAGUAACAGGGAGGUGUACUCCAAUCUGCCCCUGUAUAACGCUGUAAUACAUCGGUUUAUUAUAGACACUGUGGUGCUUCAAAAUGGUAAUGAUAGUGGGACUAACGAAAUUGAUACGGAAGCGUUCGGAAUGAUCGUGCAGGCGUUGCAAUUCUACGGUAAGAUAUGCUCGCUGUACGGGAACGAGAGGAUGGACUUAAAUGCAAGUUUGCCCUACUUCGUCAACGUGAACCUCCUGCACACAAACAGGAUCAAUUGGAAACCACUGGUCACGGUGUCCCUCAAUAUGUGGAACCCAGAGGCUAACAGUACAAAUUUCAAGAGUUCCAUGGAGAGGCUGCGGUUUCUCGUAGACUUCCAGUUCGCUUCCUACACGAAACUGACCUUCCAGGAGAGAUCCCGCUUGAAGAUGAGUUCUUUACAAAUAAGAGGUCAAACUUUAAGAGAUACAGAGAUAUGGUACGAUACGUACGAUGAUACAGUGGACGAUGGAAAUGGUACAUCACUUCAUAGACCUGUGUCUUUGCUGCCCCAGGACUGCCCCUUUCUGUGUCCCUGGACUACACUCGCCGCGUAUCUUUUCUUUAGAUUCUACGGGAUCAAGUCUGGGUUCAGGGGGGACGGGUUCCCGGAUCUGAAUAACGACGAUUUGGUAAGGUCACUUCCAUUGAUAAAAGGUAAGUUCGCAGCAGAGUACCCGCGGGAAAACACUUUGGGACUUUACUACUCAUCAGUGCUCAAGUACUGCUCGUUACCAUACAGGAAAAAAAAUUACUUCGAAGGUAUGAGACCAAACUUCCCGCAAUUGGAUUACCGAGAGUUUGAACUGCUUAACGAAAGGAUGCCGGAUGACGUCGUCCCGUUCGACUUCAAACGUAUUCUCAACGCGAAAUCCCCUUACCUCUCAGAUAAGUCCACCGCCAGCAAUUUCAACUGCAAUUGGAAAAACGAGUCAAUUGGCCCACCACGAACAAUACUGACACAGGUGUUUCCAGAGAUUGAAAAGUUCAAGAAGGACAAAACUUUAUUGUCUGAGGAGUCCCAAGCUUUCUUGGACCUUCUUGAACUGCUGCGAUUACAACUAGUCAGCAACUUACCCCUCAUCUAUAAAGUGUUCCCCAGUCACGAACUUUUUAGACACGACAUCUUCAAUAACUCGGAUUUCCAAAUGUACUUGCACGAUUUCCAAUUGAAUGAGGGAGACUUACUUCCAUUCACUCUCCUGGCGAAGAAACCGGCGCACUUACCUGACCUCUACAGCUACCUGGUCGAACCAGCGGGCUCAACGGCGAUGGUAGCUGACAGAGCCGAUAGGAGGAACCCCCCUGUCGCUCAAGCACUCACCAGUAACGACCAACUCGAAGAGAUAAAAAGACAAAACUUCGAAUUCAUCCAGUUCCAAACGCUUUCAAACUUCAAGAGCUUCAUCAUUCUUAUCUCUAAGAUAUUCGACAAACUGUCCAUCAAGAACUCGUCUCGAAGGGAAAUCACCAGACAGAUUAACUACUAUACAGACCUACUGCAAGAGAAAUUGAACAGUUCCAAUCCGAAAGAUAUAAAGGAUUACUUUCUGAAAAAUGAGAUAUUGAAACACAGUGCUGGCUUGGUACCAAGCGAAGAACCUUCUAGAAACAGGAAACAGUCCUCAAAUUUCAAACUGCUGGAUGUAAGUGAGGACGAAGACGAGGACCGCAUGGUUAUGGAUAGUGGUUCUGAGGCGGGGUCAGAGGUGGAUUCAGAAGAAUUGAAGAGAAUGGUAGAAGAACUGGUUUCAGAUAGAGUGACAUCGAUCGUCGCUGAACAGAUAAGCUAUUUGGAACAGCGUUUGGAGGCUGAAAUGGACCGUAAGCUUGAUGCCAAAUUGGAUGCACUUUUCAAUCAGAAAUUAAAGCGGCGAUUGUCCAACGAUAACGAUCUCGAUUCAGAUUCAAGCAUUGAAACCAACUUUAGUCUCGGUAGUGAGUCUCUCAAAAGAUCAAAUGCAAACGAUUUUGCCAAGAGAGUCAAGUUGCAGGCUGCUAAUAUGUCAUCAUCUCUUGUAGGUAAUCGAAGAGAAGCUCCGUCGUCAGCCAAACACAGCUUCAGAAUGGACGGAAAUAUAAACUCGAUCGAGGAAGUCAUCAUCGAAUGGUUCACACCUAACCCAGACAUGAACAAUCAGUGCGUCCAUUCUAUGAACAAAACUGGAGAUAAGACGUGGAGAAUACCCUUUGAAAGCAUAUACAGGCAGAGGAAAGUCAUCAUUGAAUUGUAUGUUUUCUUGAUCAAUGUGCAACACAUUGACCGUUACCGUGCAAUUGAACUCUGUAACCAUUGGGCGGCUGGGAAAACGUUGGCCGAGUUCGCCCACUUCCUCAAGAAAUGGAAAAGGGAGCAUGGUAAUUCUUUCGAGAGUCUCUACGCUUUGAACCGUUCCCCUUGA